AGUAGUGACGGCGGUGGCGGCGGCGGCAGCGGCAUCCUUCCUUCCUUCUCUCCUUCUCUGUCUGCCUGCCUGCCUCCCUCUCUCCCCAUCUGCGCCUGGCCGCUCCAGGCCAAGAGGGAAGGCGAGCAGAGCAGGGAGGGAGGCCAGGGCCAGGGCCAGGGCCAGGGCUGGGGCCCCCCUUGUCUGAGUGGGGAGCCAGAGCCACCAGCCCUGCGCAUCCAGCGCCCGGCACCACCCCCCCUACAGCAAGAGCAUCUCCAAAGACAAAGGAGGAUUCAUGUCAAAAGGCUUUUCAGAGAACAGAACUGACGUGACCAUGUCAGAGCUGGUGGCUGAGCCCAGGCCCAAGCCGGCGGUGCCCAUGAAGCCACUUGGCAUCAGCUCCAACCUCCUGGGCUACAUUGGCAUUGACACCAUCAUCGAGCAGAUGCGGAAGAAAACCAUGAAGACGGGCUUUGACUUCAACAUCAUGGUUGUGGGUCAGAGCGGGCUGGGCAAGUCGACCCUCAUCAACACGCUCUUCAAAUCCCAAGUGAGUCGGAAGUCAGCGAGCUGGAAUCGGGAGGAGAAGAUCCCCAAGACGGUGGAGAUCAAGGCCAUCGGGCACGUGAUAGAGGAAGGUGGAGUGAAGAUGAAGCUGACCGUCAUCGACACCCCGGGCUUCGGAGACCAGAUCAACAAUGAAAACUGCUGGGAGCCCAUCGAGAAGUACAUCAAUGAACAAUACGAGAAAUUCCUGAAGGAGGAGGUGAACAUCGCAAGGAAGAAGAGGAUCCCAGACACUCGGGUCCAUUGCUGCCUCUACUUCAUCUCUCCCACGGGACACUCUCUGAGACCCCUAGAUCUGGAGUUCAUGAAACACCUCAGCAAGGUGGUCAACAUCAUCCCCAUCAUCGCCAAAGCCGACACCAUGACCCUGGAAGAGAAGAUGGAGUUCAAGCAGAGGGUCCGGAAGGAGCUAGAGGUGAACGGCAUCGAGUUCUACCCACAGAAGGAGUUUGAUGAAGACCUGGAAGACAAGACGGAGAACGACAAGAUCAGGCAGGAGAGCAUGCCCUUCGCUGUGGUUGGAAGCGACAAGGAAUAUCAGGUCAAUGGCAGGAGGGUCCUUGGUAGAAAAACUCCCUGGGGGAUCAUCGAAGUGGAAAACCUCACCCACUGUGAGUUUGCCUUGCUCAGAGACUUUGUUAUCAGGACCCACCUCCAGGACCUUAAGGAAGUCACCCACAACAUCCACUAUGAGACCUACCGGGCCCGGCGGCUCAACGACAAUGGCGGCCUCCCUCCGGCACCUCAUCCAUCAAAUCUCACCUCCUUCAAGGGCUUGGAAAAAUAAAGCCCGGAGACGCUAGAUUGAGCAGGGAGAAGGCGUCCUUCCACCAGCUUCAGCCUCCCCCUGCCCUGCCACCACCGCCGAGUGAAGGUCAUUUUCGAGCUGCUCCUCCUCCCCCCCACCGCCCUGCCCCCCCCCCCAGCCGCUCACCCUUCAGGGACGGGUCUCGUUAGCGCUCUGCUCGUCCAUCCAGCUGCCCACCUGCCAUGCUCUGCCCACCGCAGGAGAGAGAGGGGUGUGAGUGCCAUCCUGCCUCCCGUGAAGGUCCCUCUGCCGGCCUAGCUCUCUGCCCAUGCAACCCACCCUGGGCCGACACCCUCACCUGCUCCUGCUCCAGCUUCUGCAAACCCAUAGCCAGCAGUUCAGUGCCCUCUCCAGGGGAAAUGGCCCCAAAGCCCCCUCCUCCACCAGGCUCCAUGGGCCCUUGGCUCCCCUUGGAGCCCGGAGCCAGGAGAGUGUCAUUUCUGCCUGGUCACAUCCAGGUGUGAGCCCCGGCACGGGGUGGGGGGGAACAACAAAGACCUCACCCGCCCUGGUCAUCACAGGGCUAGAAGGUACGUCAGGCUUGGCUGGCCCAGAGCGUGUCAACGCCCUCCCCCCACCCCACACACACCUCCCCAUGAUGAAAAGUCCAGGAGGAGACCAGCGACCUGAAAGGGCAUUUCUGAAGUUGACUUUUCUCUUUAUCCUUAACUUUAAAAAAAAGAAAGAAAAGAAAAGGAAAAAAAAGUUUAGGAAGCCCGUGAGAUGUGAAGUCUAAGAUAAAGCUCUCCCCCAGCCCCCAUCUCUGCCCCUUAGCAAUAAGAGGAGAUGCUGCCCCCCCUUUUUGCCCCACCCCGAGCCCCCAUUAAUGUGAGUGAUGAAUCUGCUUGGCCGCAGACUGGCCACAGGCUUGUAGAGCAAUCUGGGGCCCGAUGCAUGAAUGUUGUGUGUGAAUGUUGGCUCAUACUGCCGUCCAUCCUGGGUCCUUGGGGAACGUCCUGCCCUCUGCAGCUGGGCACGGCCUGGGGGACCCACACAGAGGCCCCGUCCCGGCUCUCCCCGUCCUGGCCACCUGGCAGUGACGGGAGGGAGGAAUCUCCUUCCCCGGGCACCAGCCCUGACCCAAGACAAGCCACCAAACACACAUCGGAUGUAGACUUUAACUUUCUAUGUAUUGUUUAAUUCAACAAGACUUUGCUGUUUGAACAAGA
This is a messenger RNA of Trichosurus vulpecula (common brushtail), 2526 nucleotides long. It is a transcript of the gene SEPTIN3, whose product is annotated as septin 3. The coding region runs from base 278 to 1336 and encodes 352 amino acids. Gene Ontology annotation, molecular function: GTP binding; GTPase activity; molecular adaptor activity. Gene Ontology annotation, biological process: cytoskeleton-dependent cytokinesis. The record is from RefSeq and is a predicted model, not a curated record. The transcript is spliced from 12 exons. Lineage: Eukaryota; Metazoa; Chordata; Mammalia; Diprotodontia; Phalangeridae. Gene Ontology annotation, cellular component: microtubule cytoskeleton; cell division site; neuron projection.